UAGGACUGGAACUAAAGAAGCCUGCGAAAGGGCUAGCGGUCGGCCGAACAGGGAGCAUUUACCGCUUGACCAGGUGUCAAUAGCACAAUAAGGAGAAUUUGAAUGCCGACGGCAAAGAUACAUUUUUACAUCAAACCGUAAAGCUAUGCGCUACUGUCAUCCUCAAGAUUUGUUAUUUUUGUAUCUGUCUUGACUUGGCUGACUUCAGAGCCCUUGCAUGUUGGACGGAUUGAAUGUGACACAAGCCGUUAGCCACCACUCUUGUCCUGCCUGUGAGUCCGUCCCCUAAACCUGUCCCCCUGUUCUUGUCCGUCCCCUAACCCGGUCCCCAGUAUGAGUUCGUCUCCACUGGGUUCCCGUGGCAACAUGGACAUUCUGGAGGAGCUGCAGCUGAUCGCAGCACAGAACCUGGAGAGGUUAGAGGUCAACAAGUAUUAUGAGGUCAUCAGGGAGCUUGGCAAGGGCACUUACGGCAAGGUGGACCUGGUCAUACACAAGAUCAGAGGCACCAAGAUGGCCCUGAAGUUCCUGAGGAAGAAGACGACCAAGCUGAAGUCGUUCCUGAGGGAGUACAGCAUCUCUCUCUACCUUUCUCCCUGUCCCUUUAUUAUUAACAUGUUUGGGAUCGCCUUCGAGACUGACGACUACUAUGUGUUCGCCCAGGAGUAUGCCCUGUCCGGGGACCUCUUCGACAUCAUCCCUCCACAGGUGGGUCUCCCGGAGACGGUUGCUAAGCGCUGUGUGCACCAGGUUGCCAUCGCCCUGGACUACCUUCACUGUAAGAAGUUGGUGCACCGUGACGUCAAGCCCGAGAACAUCCUCAUCUUUGACCGCGAGUGCCGCAAGGUCAAACUGUCCGACUUCGGCAUGACGCGCCGCGCUGGCUCACCAGUCAAACGGGUGAGCGGUACCAUCCCCUACACGGCUCCGGAGCUGUGCGACACGUCUCGCCAUGAGGGCUUCUGCGUGGACUACAGCACGGAUGUGUGGGCCUUUGGCGUCCUCCUCUUCUGCAUGCUGACCGGUAACUUCCCCUGGGAGAAGGCCCUGCCCUCCGACUCCUUCUACCAGGAGUUCACACGCUGGCAGAGACGGCGCACGGGCACUGUGCCCUCGCAGUGGCGCCGCUUCACUGAGCAGGCCCUCCGCAUGUUCCGCAGGCUCCUCUCUGUGGAGCAGGACAGACGCUGCUCCGUCAAAGAGGUGUUUGGCUACUUCAGCCACAGCUGGAUGCUGGAUGGAGACAACGGGAGCAGUACAUCGUCCUCGUCUGGAGAAGAGGAUGAGGAGAUGCUGGUGGAGAGGAUGAAGCAGCAGACUCUGUCUCCUCUCUCUCCUCCGGUGUCUGUGGAGAGGGGCACUGGGGGGACAAAGGCAGGGAUAACGGAGUCAGGUGGAGGACACCAUUUUGUGUCUGUUUCUACCACCAGCUCUGUGCCCUCGACUAACAGCUAUGACCGCAUGCCCAGAGACAGCAACAGCAACCAGCCCCCCGGACGCAUACUGGUGGCUACGCCUAUAGAGAUCUGUGUCUGAGAUGUGUGACGGACCUGGGAAGGACUGAGAUACUGUGUACAGUACACAGACGUGCACACAGACACCUACACUCAUAUACACACACAUAUCCAUACAUUCAAAUCAGUGGAGGCUGCUGAGGGGAGAACGGCUCUUAAUAAUGUCUGGAAUGGAGUAAAUGGACUGGUAUCAACAACAUGGAUUUCAUGGGUUUGAUACUGUUCCAUUCACUCCAUUCCAGACAUUAUUAUGAGCAUUUUGCAAAGUGAAAAAGGAGCAACUCAAGACAUUGCUGAUGAUUCCCGUUGGGGUCUAAAAUGAUCCAGUCAGAGAUCUGUCAUUCGACAGACAACUAAUCUUUAUAGAGACUCAAUGAACUACAUACUGAACGAUCAGCCAACCAACCAACCGACCGACAGACCAACCAACCAUGGAGAGGUUGAAAAACACAUUGGUGAUAUGAAAUGCUGGUAUUCAGAUGAAGAUAUAAUAUAUUCAGAAGUGAUGUGCGGGAACCAUUUAUGACAAAAAGAGAUGGAGAAAAGAGAGGGAUGUUCUUUUGGUUGAAGCUGAUAGAAUUGCCGCCUCAAUGAAAUAAUAUCAUCACAAUUAAACAGCAGUUUUAUGUUUACUGUAAUGCAAUGUGAACUCUGGUACAAAGUGUGUAUGUGUGUACAGUACGUUUGUACGUGUGUGUGUACAGUACGUGUGUGUGUGCAGUACGUGUGUACGUGUGUGUGUACAGUACGUGUGUGUGUGCACAGUACGUGU
This is a messenger RNA of Oncorhynchus gorbuscha (pink salmon), 2286 nucleotides long. Its product is annotated as serine/threonine-protein kinase SBK1-like. The transcript is spliced from 6 exons. Lineage: Eukaryota; Metazoa; Chordata; Actinopteri; Salmoniformes; Salmonidae. Gene Ontology annotation, molecular function: ATP binding; protein serine/threonine kinase activity. The record is from RefSeq and is a predicted model, not a curated record. The coding region runs from base 334 to 1536 and encodes 400 amino acids. Gene Ontology annotation, biological process: peptidyl-serine phosphorylation; peptidyl-threonine phosphorylation.